AUGGGGGAUUUCAAUAACAUCUUGAAGCCUGAGGAAAAAUUAGGGGGGAAGCCUGUAUUGCUCCAGGACUUCGAAGAAUUUCAAUGGAGUAUGGAAGAAUGUGGUUUACGGGAUCUAACCCAGAAAGGGAAGAUGUUCACAUGGUGCAACCAAAGAGUAGGAAUUGAAAGGAUAUACGCUAAGCUAGAUAGAGCAUUGGUCAAUGGUGAAUGGAUUCAUCAAUAUGCAAAGUCUAUAGCAACCGUAUUGAUAGAAGGAGUAUCGGAUCACUCACCACUUGAGGUCCAGUUCCAGGUACAAAUGCAGAAGAGGAGAACUGCUUUUAGAUUUUUCAACAUGUGGUGCCUAUCCACUGAUUUUCAGAGAACAGUGGAAAGGAGUUGGGCUGAAAAAGUGGAAGGCACUUGUAUGUAUCAAUUGUGCCAGAAGUUGAAAAGGUUAAAGCAUCUAUUGAAGCAGCUUAACAGAAUCCAAUUUGCAGACAUAGUGGAGAAAGCAAACAGAGAAGAGAUGCAACUGGAAGUUAUGCAACAAAAACUCAGCCUUGAUCCCGGUGAUGCUGAUUUUGCAUCUUUCUGGGAAGUUGAGGCUAAAAAUGAUGCCAGUUGGCAAUGGAAGCAGAUAUUGAAGGUUAGGGAUCAGAGGAAGCUUGGUGUUGUAGGAAGCAGGUGGUUGGCUUCAAGCAAUGGCAAGUACACUGUGAAAUCAGGGUAUGCUUGGUUUGCAGGGAAUGAGACGAAAUUCAGGGACUUGCAGAGCAUCUGGUCAAGAAUGAAUGUCCCAAAACACUCGUUCAUUGCUUGGCUUGCAUGGAAAAAGAGGCUGUGGACAAAAGAUAGGCUCACCUCAAUGCAUAUGGCCGUCAAUGAUCAACGCUGUUUACUAUGUAGGUUGCAGCCAGAAACUAUUGAACACCUAUUUUUUCAGUGCACAUUUGCAGCAGUAGUAUUGGAGAAGCUUGUCCAAUGGUUGGGAUGCAGGAAAAUAGCAGCCAGUGAAGCAAGGUGGAGAAUGCAAAUUCUGAAUAUGUGGAAAGGGCAGAAGAUCAACAGAAGGCUUCUUUGGGCAGUAAUAGCUGCUUGUACAUAUCACCUAUGGGAGGAGCGAAAUCGCAGGCUUUUCCAGCAACUGGAGAGAAGCCCCGAACAAAUCACGCUACUGAUCAAAGAUGAAAUGAGAGGCCGAUUCUUGUACUGUCACAAGAGGAAGAACAGACCAGCAGCAAAGAUCAAUCUUUGA
Messenger RNA from Oldenlandia corymbosa var. corymbosa, 1239 nucleotides. The record is from the annotation of a GenBank genome assembly. Lineage: Eukaryota; Viridiplantae; Streptophyta; Magnoliopsida; Gentianales; Rubiaceae.